AUGAGAUCUUUUUACUUAUCUUCAAAUCUGCAGCUUUCUCUUUCGAUUCUUGUUUUAGGGUUCCUCUUUGUUUCAUGUGACGCGAUUGCCUCUAAAGAAGUUGAAGCUCUUAGGAGAUUCAAGGAAGCUAUUUAUAAGGAUCCAUUGUUAGUUAUGUCUAAUUGGAAUGUCCCCAAUUUGGAUCCUUGUGCUUGGAACGGUGUUAAGUGCUCUUCGACUAAAGAUCAUAUUAUCAAAAUAAAUAUAUCGGAUACAUCGAUAAGAGGGUUUCUUGUGCAAGAAAUUGGUCAGAUAACCUACUUGCAAGAACUGAUCCUCCGCGGGAACAUUCUAAUGGGAACAAUACCAAAAGAGAUAGGAAAGUUGAAGAAACUCAAGAUCUUAGACUUGGGAAACAAUCAUAUAACAGGACUCGUUCCCGCAGAGAUCGGGAAUUUGGCAAGCAUUAAGAUAAUAAACCUUCAGUCCAAUGGUUUAACUGGAAAGUUACCUCUAGAGAUUGGAAAUCUGAAGUACCUUAGAGAACUUCAUAUUGACAGAAAUAGGCUUCAAGGAAGUAUUCCCGUUGCUAGUACAUCGAAAAAUGUUGCUUCAAAUGCAAGUGCAAACAUCACUGGUUUGUGCAAGUCUCCUCAUUUGAAAGUGGCGGAUUUCUCCUACAACUUUUUCGAGGGAGGAAUUCCGACGUGUCUAGAUUACCUUCCAAGAACGAGCUUUCAAGGAAACUGCAUGAAAACCAAGGAUGUUAAGCAGAGGCCUCCUUCAGAAUGUGCUGCAAAUGUGGCCAAGAAGAACAAACGAGUAUCGACACCUAUGUGGCUUUUGGAUUUUGAGAUAGUCACAGGGUCAUCGGUUGGUUUGCUCUUUCUAGUUAUAAUUUUCUCCGUAUGUAGCAUGUGCAACUUAAAGCGCUCUCUCAUCGUUCCCUGGAAGAAAUCUGCAAGUGAAAAGGAGCAGUUCACGGUCUACGUUGAUUCUGAAAUGCUGAAGGAUGUUUCAAGAUUCACAAGACAAGAGCUAGAAGUGGCGUGUGAAGACUUCAGCAACAUAAUUGAUUCUUGCGUGGAUAGUCAAAUAUACAAAGGAACGAUUAAAGGCGGAACUGAGAUUGCGGUUGCGGAUUUGGCUAGAUUAAACCAUGAAAAUGCGGGGAAAUUACUUGGAUACUGCAAAGAGAACAAACCGUUUACAAGAAUGCUUGUUUUUGAAUAUGCAUCAAACGGGACACUAUACGAGCUCCUCCACUAUGGGGAAGGGAGUUUAGUAUCAUGGGCAAAACGCAUGAAAAUCGUUACAGGCAUCGCACGUGGUCUCAAGUAUCUUCAUACUGAACUCGAUCCUCCGUUUACAGUCUCUGAGUUGAACUCAAAUGCAGUGUAUCUCACUGAAGAUUAUACUCCCAAACUGGUUGAUUUUGAAUGCUGGAAGACGAUUAACGUGAGAUCAGAGAAGAAUUUGAGGGAUAUCAGUAGUGAAGGAGCUAUAUGUGUACUUCCCAACGCAAUGGAGCAUCGAGAUCUGAAUUUACAAGGGAACAUAUACUCAUUUGGCAUACUUUUGCUGGAAACUGUAAGCGGAAGACCUUCUUAUUGCCAAGAAAGAGGUUGCUUGGUUGAAUGGGCAAAGGAGAAGUAUCUUGGUGCACCAGACGUGAUGGCUAGUUUGGUGGAUCCGGAGAUGAAGCACUUCAACCAAAAGGAACUUGAGGCGGUAUGUGAAGUGGCUAGUCAAUGCUUGAACUUGGACAAGAAUGAAGAAGACAAGAAGAAGCUUUCUUCAUUGGUUCAGGAGCUUUGUGAGACAUUGGAAAGUAGAAUCAGAGUGUCAAUUUCAGCAGAGCUCAGGUCAUCAUCUUUGGCAUGGGCCGAGCUUGCGCUGGCUUCGCCUUCAAAUGAAGCUGAAGAUGAAAGGAGGAGUAUUUUUUAG
Messenger RNA from Arabis nemorensis, 1926 nucleotides. The record is from the annotation of a GenBank genome assembly. Lineage: Eukaryota; Viridiplantae; Streptophyta; Magnoliopsida; Brassicales; Brassicaceae.